Molecule: messenger RNA, 20168 nt
Organism: Podarcis lilfordi (Lilford's wall lizard)
Lineage: Eukaryota; Metazoa; Chordata; Lepidosauria; Squamata; Lacertidae
Source: the annotation of a GenBank genome assembly
GUUCCUACUAUUGUUAUUGUUAUUGUUGUUAUUAAACAAAAUUCUCCUCACGCCGCCCUCGAACGCCCGCGAAGCAGCGCGCGCGCCGCUCCCUUCCCGGCAACCUCUGCGGCAAGGGCCGCUUCGACGUCCGUCGCCCAGGCAAGUGUCUCCUUCGUCUCUAUGGUGAAAGGGGAAUGGAGGAAAGCCAACCACCGAGAUGGUAGAAGACCGCUGGUGCGCACGCGCAGGGAGAGUCAACGUGAAAAGGGGAACCCGUUCGUUCUAGCCUCGGGUCUCUAUCGUCCCCAAGGAACCGUGUCCAUGCAUUUGGGUUUCGCGGUCGAUUAGCGACCGGAAGUCCCUCUGCGCGUGCGUAGGAAUCUGCCACUUACUGAAUAGGGGUGGUCGCCAGUUCGUGGAAUGGUGGCGCCUCUCCGCCAGGCAUCCAGUCUCCCUGCCUAACCACCUUUCCUUGCGGAAACAUCAUUAUUCGAUUAUGAUUCUAUACUGUUAUUCCCUUACGGGACUCAAGGCGGACAACAGAUUUAACAAAAUGCUUGCAGGACUACAGCUCCCAUCAACCCCUGCAAACACGCCAAAUGGCCAGGGGAUGCUGGGAGUCGUAGUUCCGCAUGUUCCUGCGGGCUAUUAAGUCUCCACACACUUAAAAAGGGCCUAGCUGAGAGGAGAAAGCGCCGCUAAGCUCACUCGGGCCUCACUUUUGAGGUGCGGAGGCCCAAUCCUUGACAGGAUGGAGGCUCCUUUCCCGUAUGAAAAGGGAUGCAUGGGCGACGCCUCCUCUCAAUCCUCCAUAAGGGAAUCUUAUUUAUUAAUUGAUUUAUUAAAUUUAUAAGAUUUCUGGGUGAGUCAUAGGCCAAGCGGCGGUUGGCUGAGAGGUGAGGAUGACUAGAGAACUGAUUCUCGCUCCAUCCGGGCCUUUGUUUUCGCGGCGUGAGGGAAGCGCCGGCCGGGAAGGCGGGGUCGGGCGCCGACAUCCGGGUCCUGGGGGAUGGCCUCCCUGAGCCGCUGCAUCCGGGUCCUUCUGUCGUGAGGGAAGUUGUCAGGAGGCGCGAGGGGUCCUGAGGCGGAGAACGAGAAGCCUCCGAGCUGCCCGCCGGGACCUCCCCACCCCGCACCCCGCCGAAGGCCGCUCAGGUACGGCUUCUUUCUCGGGCGGCGAAGGGCCGGGGCGCCGGAGGACCCGCCCUGUCCGCCUCCCUCAGCGGCUCGGGCGAGUCGAUGUAGGGAAUCCUCCCCUCGCCUCUACUCGCCCUGAAGGCCUGGCGGCGGCGCCCAGCCUUCUCUCGCCAACCCCGAGCGCGCUUACUCCACACACGCGUUCUCACGCUCACACGAGCGCCGCGAACCGAUAGCAGUUGCCUAGGCAGUGUAAACCGGCGGCAGUUGUGUUUUUGCGCGGGUUUGUGUUGCUUUCCCAGACAGGCGGUGUUGCACCCCCCCCCACGCCUCAAACCCCCCCCCCAUAGCCUUCAAACUCCUUUGCGGUGUCCCUUUAGCACGGGUUCAGUGCGCAUAAGCAGGGGACAGCACCGUGCAUGUUGUUGGGUUUGUUUUGUUUUUAUUACUUCGUUUCGCCUGUCGUUUUAUUUCGUAUUUUCAGGCUGUGAACCAGCCCCCAAGAUCUUCGGGUCUUGAAGGGUGGUAUACCGAUUUAAUAAAAUAAAUGGACGUCAUUGGGCUGGUAUACCGAUUUAAUAAAAUAAAUGGACGUCAGUGUGAGAGAGAAUUUAUGCACAGUGGUACAGCAGCCUGAAAAGGUGUCGAUCUGUUGUUGCCUGGUCAAAAUACGAAACUUCACAGGAAGUUUUGGAAGAGUGUGUUUUGUACAUCUGACAGCUGAAUGCGCAUUUAUAGUGUAAACAUAAUGCAGAUUACAAAUUCAGUGGCUCCUCCUGCAGAGACCUGCCCCUGUCUGGGUUAAAAUCAGGGACGGAGGGAGGUUGUUCUGCAGUUGAAUAGGUUCAUCCCUCUGAGGGCCUUUUCAGUGGCGCCCCAUUUGUGUAACAUCCUUCCAGCUUAAAUAAGUUGGCAGUGAUUCUUCUCUUAAACAGUUUUCACCCGCCAAAGCAUGUGUUUAUCAAGUAGAGUGGGGUUGGUUUUUUUGCUGCAUCCUGGUUUGGUGGUUUGAUUUGCCUGUUACUUGAGAUUGCACCCUGUACUUGGAUAAUUUGUCAAGGAAGAAAGGAUUGUAUCUACCUGUCUGGUAGGCAAGAUUGGGACUCAAAACUAUGUUAGAAUUUGGGUAGUGAAAUGAUCUCAAUUUCUGUUCAAAAAUAUGACCAACGUUUUAUUUUGUGUAAUAUCACUGUGCCCCUUAUAACUGGAACUUGUCUAGCCCAAAUAAUUGCAUCAUAUCAUUGGAAUCUUAUCGUUAUUAAGAACAGCAGCAAAAAACCCACAUGUUGUCUAGAAAUAUAUGGUGCAUCUCUAGUAGAGCAUAGUAUUAUACCCCUAAAGCAGCUAGCAUGUUUUGUUUCUUUUGCUAUGAUAGUAUAAACUCAUUCCUUAACUUAAAUAAGUAUUCCUCCUCCGAUAUGCUUGCCCUGUAUUAAGAAGGAUUUGAAUGGUUUUGGGGAAAGGGCCGCAGUUCAGUUGUAGAGCAUCUGCUUUGCACACAGAACUCUCAGGUUCAAUCCCUGGUGUCUCUGAGGUAGGUUUAGGCAUGGCCUCUGCCUGAAACUUUUGGAGAGCCUUUGCCAGUCAAAGCUGACAGUACUGAGUUAGAUGCACAAUAGUCUGAUUCAGUAUAAAGCAGCCUUGUAUGCUUGCUGCAACAGUAAGUCGAGAAAUGAAUGGUAUUCUGUGAGUGCCAACAGCAAUUCCCAUAUCUCAAACAUUAAAUCAGAAGAGUUGCAUGGGAAAUGUGAUGAGUUGUACAGUUGUAAAGUACUAUGAUAUAGGGAAGUGUGUACAAUAAUUAUGGUUUAAGCCGACAAAAAGUCUCCUAAUGUCAUAUGAUAGCAUAGCGUACGUAAAUAACUUUCAUGAGUCCUUCUUUCUUAAAGAGUAAAAAAGUGACUUUGUGUGCAUGGUUGGCCAACUCAUUCCAUAGGUGUGCUCAGAUAUAUUUUAUCAGUAUUCAGGUGCCAGCAUCAAAUGUUUCAUGUUAGCACAAAUAGUUUUAUAGGACUUAACUUGCCUGGCUCUCUGGGGAUUGUGCCCAUAGAUAAUGAUCCAGAAAUGGUUACAGCUUCAUAUUUAAACUGGUUUUAUGAAUGUGUCCUGUUUUAAGUGAGCAUUGGAUUUUGCUACUGUUUAUUUUCAAGUUUUUUAUUUUAAGAACUUAUGAGGCUGUAACAUUUAGAUAUAACUUCUGGACAGUAGCAGAAUCUCAGAAUUAUCUCACAGUACUUUUUGUGCAGCGUAACUAUAUCCAUGCAGAUUAAUAGAUCUCACUAUAGAUGGGGUAAGCCAUAGAAAUCAUAUAUCUAUUUGAAGCAUUUCCCCCCCUAUUUUUCAGGAGCCUCCUAACAUUGAGAAGCAAUGGAAGUAGCAACAAGUCAAACGCAAUCUUGCAAUGAAAAGCAGCUGCCAAAUUCUGAAGGUGGAUACGUGUGGCAGGUUACCGACAUGAAUCGACUGCGCCGUUUCCUGUGUUUUGGUUCUGAGGGAGGUACUUACUACAUCAAGGAACAAAAGUUGGGCUUUGAAAAUGCAGAUGCUCUGCUGAGGCUUAUUGAAGAUGGCAGAGGCUGUGACGUGGUACAGGAAAUAAAGACGUUCAGUCAAGAAGGGAGGGCAGCAAAACAGGAGCCAGCAUUGUUUGCGCUUGCCGUUUGUUCACAGUGUUCUGAUUCCAAAACAAAACAAGCAGCUUAUAAGGCUGUCCCUGAAGUUUGUCGUAUACCAACCCAUCUCUUCACUUUCAUUCAGUUUAAAAAGGAUCUGAAGGAGGGCAUGAAAUGUGGCAUGUGGGGCCGUGCCCUAAGAAAAGCUGUUGCGGAGUGGUACAAUGGGAAGAAUGACAUGGCUAUUGCUUUAGCGGUGACAAAAUAUAAGAAAAGAAAUGGCUGGUGUCAUAAAGAUCUUCUCAGGUUAUCCCAUCUAAAGCCUGCAAAUGAAGGUAACAACAACUGGGAAUUUUCCAUUACAGCUAUAAUGGAAUUUGUCUGGAGUAAGCACUGUCUGUUUGAGUUUGUAAGAAAUGAAGGAAUGAGGAAUGAAGCCUCCAUAAAACUGGGGAGCUGUUGUUGCCCAGGCUCAUUUAGACGUUGCAGAAAUGAGUGACCACACAUUUUGAAAUCAGAUACUUAGACAGAAGUGUAACUAUGUGGUUUUACUCAUGGCUUUCAUCGUAAUGGGAGAAACGGUCCUUAGUCUGUUACUACUAUGUUAAGUAGAAUGACAAAAAUCUCACUUUAAAAAAUCACUUUUUUACUUUAUACUUAUGAAUGGUCCGUUUCAUUCUAUACAGUGAAAUGAAGGGAAAAUGUGUCUCAAAUAGCUAAUAAAUUACUGGUUUUUUACAUUAUAACUGAAUUAUCUCUGAUUAUAGUUUCGAUAUUUUUCUGCAAGCUGUAAAUGUACAGUACGUUUGAUGUGCGUUUGCAUAUUCUGCUGUAGAUAAAAACCCGGUCACUUACUUGACAGUUGGGAGAAAACUUCUUAUUAACCAUCCUGUUAAUAAGCUGUUAUGCAAGAGUUACUGAGUAUAGCUUUUUUUUAUUUCAACAGGCCUUGCCGUAGUCACUAAGUAUGUAAUGAAAGGGUGGAAGGAAGUCCAAGAAGCAUAUAAAGACAGCAAGCUUUCUCCUGAGACUGAAAAACUGAUAAAAUAUUUGGAGGCAGUGGAGAGGGUCAAGCAUACAAAGGAUGAAUUGGAAGUGAUUCAUUUGAUAGAAGAAUAUAGUUUAGUUAGGGAACACCUUCUGACAAAUCAUUUGAAAUCUAAAGAGGUGAGUGCAUUAAAUUUGUUAUGUGCACUAACCGUGUAGUUAACGUGAUGAUGUAUAAUUGCCUGUUGAUUCUUAAAUGCUUAAAUGUAAUAUAUCCUCAUUUUAAAACACCAUAUCCUGGUCUUUCUAUCUCAAUCUAUACAAGGUGUGGAAAGCAUUGUUACAGGAGAUGCCCUUAACAGCAAUGUUGAGGAAUCUAGGAAAGAUGACAGCAAAUUCUGUUCUUGAACCGGGAAGCCCAGAAGUAGCAGCAGUUUGUGAAAGACUAAGAAACGAAAAACUUCUUAAAAAGGUGAGACUCUCAUGUUUGUAUUAUGCUAAUGCAGCUCUUUGCAGUUGAAGUAGAUCAUUCCGAUAAUAGAAAUUGGUGUUGAAAGUGUAGCUACACUUGCAACUUGUUGUUGUUGUUUAGUCAUUUAGUCGUGUCUGACUCUUCGUGACCCCAUGGACCAGAGCACGCCAGGCACUCCUGUCUUCCACUGCCUCCCACAGUUUGGUCAAACUCAUGCUGGUAGCUUCGAGAACACUGUCCAACCAUCUCAUCCUCUGUCAUCCCCUUCUCCUUGUGCCCUCAAUCUUUCCCAACAUCAGGGUCUUUUCCAGGGAGUCUUCUCUUCUCAUGAGGUGGCCAAAGUAUUGCAGCUUCACGAUCCGUCCUUCCAGUGAGCACUCAGGGCUGAUUUCCUUAAGAAUGGACACUUGCAACUAAAAACAGCAAUUUCACACUUAAGAGUUUUAGAAUUGCAAAUUUUGAUUGAAAUAUAUUGAACCUGCAAACAGCAUAGAGAUGGAAGAAAGUUGGCCACUAUUUCUAGUUUAAGGAAUUGCGGGUGUUGUGGAUAAGGUUAUAAAAACAAGAAUCUUAUAUGGUCUUUCUCCUGCACAUUGCCAUAUGUUCAGGAAAUUGAUCGAUCAAGGAAAAUGUUGGGAAGCAUUUUCUCAGAAAAGGACGAAGUAUUGUGGAAUUGACAAAACAACAGCACAUUAUUACUAUCUCCACCAUUCUGAGUACAAUUUUAAAGGACCAUCAUUUUGUAGGAAGAACAGAAACCUUUUACUCAAAUGGGAAAUAAAUAUUUCUUUUACUCAAUUGGGAAGAGGGUUAAUCCUGCAAUGAGGGUUCUAGAGUAAAGUAUGAUGGAAAGAGUAGAAACACAUUAAUUGGAGGCAGAGGGUAUUGAUGUUUCAGCAUCUUAGAUCUGAUGUGAGGGCAUCAGAGAGAAGUUGCUAAAAACAGCAACCCCAAAACAAAUUAAAAACCUGGAUAUCUCAGCAUACAUUGGUUCUCAAACAGAAUGCAUUCUGGGAGUCGGUUCUACUCCUGGAACCGUUCGAAAACCAAGGAGAGGCCUGCAGUCAAUUGGAAGCCGCAGAAGCCACACCGGACGUUCGACUUCCAAAAAUCUUUCGAAACCCGGAACACUCACUUCUGGAUUUCGAUUGUUAGGGAGCCAAGGCGUUUGAAAUCCAAGGUACAACUGUAUAUUUUGUGGACGUCUUGAAAUAUCCCAUUUGGUGUAAAGUGAAGAUUACACAAAAGUUCAGAAAAAGUAAUGUAAGCUAGGAUGAUCAGAAGGCAACUUAAGAUGACAACACUUUUUUUUUUGUAUUUAGAAUAUUGUUUUGUCAGUUAUAUGUCUUUGAGAAUGCAGCCCUCUUUUUCUAGGAUCGAAUACAUCCAUUCCAUGUUUUGGUUGCACUAGAAAACUACAAAGGAGAACGUGGUUAUCGGGGGAAACUUCGCUGGCAACCUGAUAAUGACAUUUUGGAAGCACUUGAUGCCUCAUUUUACAAGACCUUCAAGGUAAUUGUCAGUUGUAGCUGCAGACGUUCACACCUGUUUUAACAGCAUGUUGAUUUAACCUUUAUUUUGAAUCUAUCCAUACAUACACAUAUAGUAUAAGCCUCCAGAUGACCAAUCUUCAUUUAAGAAAGUAUUCAAUUUUAAUAAUAAAGGUUUAAGGACAGGAUGAUCAGAGUGGCUUAAGGUCUCUGAAAAACAGAAAUCUUUUGCUUCUCUGCCUCCUUUCUUGUCCUGGCUAAGUCCCAUGGAGACCCAUUCUGCAGCUUAUGCUGCUUCAGCCACUUCCUCCUACUGAGUUCCCUGAGGCCUUGUAUUUGGGGGAGAGAGAGAUUAUAAAGAACAACAUCUUGUCCAUCCUUCUCAUACUGUGUGGUCUUCUAGUUCUGGGCAACAGCCAAUGUUGUGCCUGUAGCGUGACUUCCUUUGCUCGAGGGUCCCUCAAACAGACUUGGAGACUUGUGGGGAACAGGGGGACGGGGGAUGGGACGACGACAACCAGUUUGCACAAGCUGCUUCCUUUACUGUGAGAAGCGAAGUUACAGGGAACUAGGCAUAGGGCCUUCUUGGUAGUGCUGCCCUCCGUGUGGAACACCCUCCCUUCAGAUGUCAAGAAGAUAAAGAACACAACUUUUAGAAGACAUCUGAAGGCAGCCCUGUAUUGGGAAGUUUUUAAUGCUUGAUACUUUACUGUGUUUUUAAAUAUGCUUCCCAGAGUGGCUGGGGAAACCCAGCCAGAUGGAUGGGGUAUAAAUAAUAAAAUUAUUUAUUAUCAUCAUCAUUAUUAGCAGAUGACCAUAGUUUGGACAUCACCCUCUUUUUCUUCAAGGUAGCAAUUGCUUGUUCUCAAUGUAUGCUUAUGCUAUGAAAGCAUAAUAAUAACAACCACUCUCCCAAUUUACUUCUCACACUCUUUCUUUAGACAAUGGAGCCAACAGGGAAGCGUUUCAUGCUUGCAAUUGAUGUCAGUGACUCUAUGUUCCAAAAGGUUUUGGGUAGUGUGCUGAAUGCUAGUACAGUUGCUGCAGCAAUGUGUAUGGUAAGUUAUGUUUGUUUCACCAAAUUAUUUCAACCCAAAUUUGAAUGCUGAAGUAGCUUUCUGUUUUCUUUCAUGCCCAGACAUGCACUCUGCCUACAGACCUAAUCAAGAGAAACCUAAAAACCUAAGUGGGGGGUAGGGUAAGAGAGUAGCUUGUGAUGCCUUAGAGAGUCUUUCCUCAUUUUUUAAAAAGGCUUACUUUAAAAGAUAGAAGCAUGCUUGCAAACAAACAUAAUAACCCCUAUCUAACUUUUUAUCAUCUAAAAGUAUGAUGCAGAUAAUCAUGCAUGUAUUUGGGGUGGUUAUGGAAGACAAACAAACAACUUAGUGAGGGAGCAAUGUCCUCCUUUCUACUCCCAAAUGUCUCACAUUAGCACAUUUAGAGCAAUGCAUAGAGAUGUGAAGGCCAGGGGGAGGUACAGGAAAAUUGGGGGAAAAUGGGUUUCCUCCCAAUUUUUCCAUUUUCUCCCCAGGCCUUCACAUCUCUAGGAAGGCAUGAAGGAGCCACCUGGAGCAGUAAAAGAGAUACAAGAGGAUGGAGGGAUCUGUUAGAGAGUGAUAAGUUUGAUUGAGAAGUACUAGAGGAGAGGAGCUGAAGAGGAAAUGUGGCUAUAGCAAUGGACACUCUGAAAAUCCUGAGACAGACAGUGGUACCCUUAGGUCUCCCUUCAGAACAUAGAACACAAAAUGAAAAUAACAUGGCUUCAUUUUCUGUUUUCUGUUUUGUUUAACACCCUUACCAGGUUGUUGCACGAACUGAAAAAGAUUCUCAUAUUGUUGCCUUUUCCCAUGAAAUGGUCCCUUGCUCGGUGACUGAGGACAUGACAUUACCUCAAGUGUUACAUAAGAUGUCUGAGGUAUCUAAAGCUUUUAUAUUUGUCUCUGAUUUUAUAUGUGGAAGUUCAGCUAAUUGUCCUGAAUUUCAAAAAGGAACUACUGGUAAACUUUCUCCCUCAUUUUGAACAAAAUAUUUUAUAAAUAAUACUUUGAAGUAUCUUGUUCACUUCAGAUUAUUUUUUCACCGUUAAAUUAAACUGAAGCUACUUUUGAUAAUAUUUUCAUGCAAUUUUCACUGUUCUCCAAUCUAUAUAUAAUCCUAUACAUAUGGACUUGGAUGUAAAUCCACUUGUGUUCAAUGGGAUUUUCCGUCUGGUAAGUAUAUUUAAGAUCUUAAAAUCUGUGAUUAGUUUGUUUGAAAAGAUGGAAUCGAGAACUUUAUCAAACAUCAAUAGACUCAACAAAAAUAUAGAACUAAAAUUCAUUUUUGCUAUUGAACAUCAUUAUACGUACAUGGCACUUUACAUAGUUGCAUGCCAAAAUCGAAGAAAAACAAAACCCAGGUGUUAAGAGUUUACACUGUAAAUUUCAAAAGGAGGAGUAACAGGUAGAUGGAAGACCAAGGGCAGUUGCCUGUAUUUAAGCUUUGUCGCAGUUGAGGCUGAGCAUAGAUUUGAAGUGAUAUUGGAAGGCGGAGGGAGAAAGAAAGAGACAUUAUAUAGGAGUUCUAAGGAUAAGGGACAGAAAGAGAAUGUGGCCAACACUGUUGUAAGAAUAGGAGUCUUUGCGUUAAUUGCUGGCAAUAGAGUUUGAGUAAAUGUUGUGGACAGGGAUGUAAAAGGAAAUAAGAGCACAGAGAGAUGCUAGGGCAGAACCUUGGAGAGCUAUAUGGGUAAAACAAAAAGUUUAUCCUGGAUGCUGAAGAGUAUAGGAAGUCGUCAGGGAUUUGCGGAGGGCUUCUCAGAGUGCACCAGUGUGAGAGAUGAGUAGAGUUUUGAACCAAAGUACAGUUCCCAUCUAAAACGUCUUGUUUUGCUGACUUGUUUUGUUAAUAAUGGUUUCUUAUUUUUCCUAGAUUCCAAUGGGUGCCAUAGAUUGUUCUCUUCCAAUGCUAUGGGCUCAGAAGACAGGUGUAGCUGUUGAUGUCUUUAUUGUGUUAACAGAUAAUGAGACAUUUGCUGGAGAUACUCAUCCUGCCACAGCCUUGAGGACGUAUAGAGAGGUAAAAUGCCCUUUGUACAACUUUGCCAUGAAGUUGCUUCUGUAGGAAAUAGCUGAUUUUUAAAUAGUUCCCACCUUUUAAAAGGAUGACUGCUAUGUUGCAGAAAUAAAAACUCUUUAGAAUCAUUUAUGCGUGGCAGUUGAAACUACAAUACUAGUGGCUGGCACACUGUUAAAAAUAUUCCAGUUUGCAACAGCAGCACUCAAAAAUAAUUUCCUUCAAACAUUUUGCUCACUUCACAUUUGCUCUGCUCAGUAUCAGUGUAAGGUGCUGUACUUUGUGGCUCUUCAGUGGGUCUGCAUCAUGGUCAAACAGAUUUGUGCAUGUGUGGCUAUAAAAGCUCUCCAGAAGCCAAGCCGGGCCAAUAAGAAAAUGAUUUCCAUAGGUAGGGCAGAGAGGCAAUGGCAGUAGGAGAGCCAGCACAACCUCUCUUUUCUCCUAAUGUGCAGCGGGUGUGUGUGUGUUAUUGUAGUGGAAAACAGAUGGAAUUAGAAACCCAGGGAAAUUGUCAAUGAAUACUGUCUUGCAUGCAAAGAGGUGGGGCAGGUCAGCCGGGUUUCCUGUAUCUGUCACAGUAAAGUGUAAAAGACUUGGCUUUUGUAAAGAGUUCAUACUUGGUUGUGCAGCUGCACACUGGAAAAAAUGUGUUUCUUUUUCUUCUUCCUUCAGAGAAUGGGUAUUCCAUCCAAGCUGAUAGUUUGUGGGUUGACAUCCAACAGUUUUACCAUUGCAGACCCAGAUGACAGAGGCAUGCUGGACAUAUGUGGCUUUGACACAGGAGCACCAGAUGUCAUUCGAAACUUCACUUUGGAUUUGAUUUAAAUCUGUGAGCACCUGCUUUACUGAAUCUGUUACUUGCUGAAGACUUUGACCUGGGACUUACCAGUCGGAUUGACUGACUGUACUAACUUAUGACUGAGUUUGACUCAUCAAUUGGAAAGUUGAACUUUUUUAAAGGGGAUGUACAGACAAGUAGAGGCAGAAUCCACUUUCUGGGGAGAUUGUUUACUUCUGUUGCAUAUAGUUUUAAGAUAGCAGUGGAAAGCCUUAUAGAAAUACCUAUGGAACACCAUAUGUGUUUAAUUUUAUUAAUAGGUUACCAAUAGCAAGGUAUUCCAUCAAUUUAUACAUUAUUUUCUGAGAAUAAUUUUAUUCUGUUACUUCCAGGAUGGGAAGUGAUUUUAACAUUUUACAUUGUGUUGGGUUAAUAACUGUUUGCUUGAGUAGCUGUUACUCAUUGUAUUGAAAAGGAAAAGUGAGACCAAGUCUGCACUACCGGUUAACUCACUUUUUUUAAUGUGUGUUGGUUCACAUUGUGUACACCACACCUACUUUUGGCAACUUGCUGCUUUCAGUGCUCCUUUUAUUUGUAGGGGAUUCUGUUUCUAUAAGUGUUGGGAUAUUUUUUGGACAACUGGAUUGUCCCAAGGGAUAUGUGGGUGGUGUUUGGUCUUCAGCCUCUUCCUUCAUCAUUCCUUGUUUCAAAACAAGUCUUGCAAGAAUUGCACGAUUUCGUAGUCAUGCAUUCUCAUCACACUAAUUCACGAAUAAGCAUAUUUUAAAUUUUAUACGUUUGCUGAUAUGAAGAAGGAUCACCAAGCAAGUUUGUCUUUUUGCACAUUUUAAUCAAAGGCAAAUGAAAUUACAAACCUCACCAUUUGAAGCACAGGGACAAAGAAGUAGAGAGGAUUGUUGGCAAAGAUAAAAAUCGUGACAAGUAAUUUCAUGCUAGUAAAUGGUGUAGGGAAUAUGCCCUGAAACAGUCUUUUAAGUGUGACAGCACUGAACCUGUACAGGUUUCCGGGUAUUUUGAGUGCAGUUGAUGCCAGUGACUAAAUUCUAGUCAACAGUGAUUUGUGGUAUACUAUUAGUGCAGGCAAAGCCCAUGGACCAACCUUGUAGUUUUCAGCUCAGCUGUGUACAAUAGGGAAAUACUUAUGGAAUGCACUAGACCACACAACUGUGAUAGGGGUACAAAAGCUACAUAUAUUUUAAACUGAACCAGGGAGUUUUAAUUAAAUUAUAAUGGAUUUUUUUUGUCUUUUCCGGAGCUGAAUGUAUUGGUACAUACUACUACCAUUACCUUAUCUAUGAGCAUUAUAGGUAACAAACUGCCCUUCUUUAUGCCUUGUUCACUUUGUUCAAAACCCAUCUCCUUCCACCAGCUUCUACGGAAAGUUUUAAUAUAUUGAGUUCUUCUUUACAGGGCACUAGUGUUAAUCAGUGCAACUGGUAGAGCAAAAUUGAUACUUAUGCAUGUAUAUUGGAGUCCUGAAAUAUGCCAUAUAAUACAAAAAAUACCAACCACACCCUUCCUUUCUGAUGUUUUGGUCCUAGGUUGAUAAAUUUCUUUCAAGUGUUCUUUUGAAAACACUUCUCAAUGCAAACACUAAUCUAUUGUCAAAAUCCAGUGUAAUUAUAGCAAAGUAAUUACACAGUGCAUUCUGCAAACAUUUUAUAGUCCACAAUUUGUAUGGGCCUCAGCCUAGUAAACAUUUGAUUAAAUUGUAAUGAGCAGGGAUGCAGCAACUGCCUGCAUCUUAUCCAGUCAAAAGUGUUUGCACUGCAUUUUGUAUAAAGUACCUACUAUAGGUACUUGCAUUUUUUCACAACUUCAGAAGGUUACUUGCAAAUGCUAUUUUUUUUUCUUUUUAAUUCUUAAAAUGGCUAGAGAAUCCAGGAAAUCACAAUUUGCAAUUGUUGAAGGAUGUGCAUCUUAAGACAUUAGUAGUUAUGUAAGUAGUGGCAUAUGUUUAAUACAGGACUGCAAAGUUUGACUAAGUGUAGAAUAAUUCAUUAAAAUUUUUGAUCAAAAAGAUUAAUAGAGUAACACAUUUUCAAUAAUAGUAAUGUAAGUACUUCACCUGGAAAUUCCAGGCAUUGUCUUAGAAAAGUCCAAGAUUAAUAUAUUCAAGAUAAUUAAUAAUUUGGUACAGUUCUUUAGAAGGAGAUUGUUUCUGUAAAUGCCAAGAUGCAUAGUUACUUUUCUGCCCUUCACAGAAGCAGCCGUCCAUCAGAAGCAGCUAUAUUUAAAAUAUUGCCGUAUGAAGUACUUGUGGCUGCAAUCUCUUGUCUAAUUUUUUUUAUUAAAAGAGGCAAGUGUCUAAAAAUGUUACAAUAACACUGUGCUGCUUUUCUAAUAUCUUGGGUGAUAUUUGUUUUAGAUUAGCUCUUGUGUACAUAGCAGGCGUUAUUUCCUUCUUGUUAAAAGAUAAUAAUUCUGUUAUGAGUAUUAUGCCUCUUCCUGUAGAGAGAUGCCCUACAUGGAUUAGAUGCAUGAUUGAUCAACAAAUACUAAUGACAGUUACUGACCAAAUGAACAGAACUACUGCCCUCUCCCAAGGUAUGAGAAUAUCAAAAGCAUAGAAAAUGGUAAAUGAUAGAAUAGGAAAUUGCUGCUAAGUGUGAAAAUAGUUGCUACACAUACAACGUUACUAACAUAAAGUAUGCUUUGUACAGCAUUGGUAAAAGUUUGGUGUAAACGUUAGGUGAGUCAGAAUAAGCUAAUUGAUCAAGUAGAAAGAAGCUGACAUGACUUUGUGUGGCUUUAGCACAAAUUUAAUUCAUUGAAAACUAAAAGGAAUAGCUGUAACUACCAUAUUUUUACACUUUCAAAAUUAAGUACAGUUAACUUGUGUUAUACACAUUUCGCUUGUGUGUAUUCAGUUUUAUGCACUUGGCAAAUUAAAAACAAACAAACAAGGGGGCAGACCUAAAAAAAACCCCUAACUUUUGCAAUUCCAUCCAUCAUUGCAUCCAGUAUGUUUUGACUAUAUGUAAUUUUGACUUCAUGCGUUAUCCCUGGAAUGUAACUCCCACGUAAGUUUGAGAGUUGCCCGUUUCCAGUUGUUUUGCAGGCUGAGAUUUAGGGCCAGUUCCUUUGUAGAGGAAUGCCAGUGGAUUUUCAGGAAAGAAGAGCCUAAACCGGGGUGGCUGAUUGGUGGCUUCCAGAUGUUGCUGGACUCUUAACACCCAUCAGACCUUGUCAGCAUAUCCAGUGAUGAUGGGAGUUGUAAUACAGCAGUGUCUGAAGGUCCACUGGUUGGCCACUCCCCUGUCAUAAACAUUGGUGAGAUUCUGAAGAGUUAAUAGUACUAACACUAAUAAUUUUAUUAUUUGUAUGCCGCCCAUCUGACUGGGUUGCCCCAGCCACUCUGGGCGGCUCCCAACAGAAUAUUAAAAACACAAUAAAACAUCAAACAUUAAAACCUUCCCUAAACAGGGCUGCCUUCAGAUAUCUUCUAAAAGUCAAUUAGUUGUUUAUUUCCUUGACAUUUGAUGGGAGGGCAUUCCCGCAGGGUGGGCUCCACCACCAAAAAGGCCUUCUGCCUGGUUCCCUGUAGCUUCACUUCUCGCAGUGAGGGAACUGCCAGAAGGCCCUCAGAGGUGGACCUCAGCGUCCGGGCAGAAUGAUGGAGGUGAAGACACUCCUUCAGGUAUACAGGGCCAAAGCCACGUGUGCCAGAUUAUGUUGCUAUGUCCUGUAGAAUUUUGCUUCCUACCCCAUUAAAAGGUAGUAACUCCACUCCACCCACAUAAUACAUUGCUUUUGAGAUUUCCCUUGGCCUCAGAAGAGAUUUUCUAUAUGGCUAUAGAGUGGGUUGGCUGUUGAGGAAAUGCUAGUCAAAGUCUUCUAAGAGCAUAUUGCAUUAUUGGUUGUGCAGUUUUGAUGCCUCUUUCAGCAAAGCCCUAUUGUUUUCCCCCCCUCUUUGACAUUUUUUGCAGACACUAAUCUAUGAUAUGCAAAGUAUUGGUUCUAGGCCUGUUAUUUUGAUUAGGCUAGCUGUUUUUAUUUUCCAGAACUCCUGGGUCGACUUAGUUGAAAAAUGCUUAUUGUUUGACACACUCUAGGAAUGUAAAAAAGCAUGGAAAAAGCCAGAUGUCAUUUGUGACCUGCCUGCCAGAUGGCAUUCAGAAUUCAGUUUUUCAAGCAAAUGAUCUGAAUUGCCUUUCGAGGCACCCCCAAACUUGGCCCUCCAGAUGUUUUGGGACUACAGUUCCCAUCAUCCCUAACCACUGGUCCUGUUAGCUAGGGGUGAUGGGAGUUGUAGUCCCACAACAUCUGGAGGGCCACGUUUGGCCAUGCCUGCCCCAAACAAUAUUAGUGAUCCUUUUAGAUCAAUUCAUGGACUUUGUGCCAAUAUUUUAUGAAAAAAUGUAGGAGUUAAGCCCCGUUUCACAGAGGUUUGUCUACAGUAUACAAAUGUUUCUCAGGGAUAUGGCUAGCUAUUCUGAUUUUGAUGUCAAUAUGCUAUGAAAUUCAAUCCUGCCUUUUUCUGCCUAUGUUGCAGAAGCAGCAGAGUGUAGCAGGUAAGGAGGAAGGGAGCAGCAAAUUCAGAGUAGAAGGUGAGGUAUCAUAAUUGGUCCUGCAUCCAAGAUGGUUAAAGGCUCAUUCUUCUAUGUGCUAGUUAUCUCUGUUGUGUCCUCUAUUCUGGGCACCCCUGUAUUGCAAACAAAUUGUACAGAUCUCAAUGGGACAUAAUAAAAUAGGUGGGCAGAACAGGCCAGACUUCAGUUGGUUACUAGGUAGGUAGCAUUAAAGUGUUGAUAUAGGACAGGUUGCUAAGAAGCUAUGAGCGAUUGAGUGCUUGAAGAAAUUGAAUGAAUGCUUCUGCAAAAAGAAAAAGAAAAAUGGUAAGCAUUUGGGCAAACAAACAGUUAAUUCUGAGUUAAAAGUUUUUCAUAUGCUCAUUAUAAUGGAACUAAGUUAUUAACUCUGGGAAAGUCCUAUAAAUGUCAUUGUGGAGCUGCUGCUUGAGGAGUCUCUAGAAAAGAGGAUUCAAAAGUGCAAAACUAAUACUGAGAAAUGAUUGUAGGAAUAGCAUACAUGGGUACUUGGGGGUGGAAGAAUAAAAAAUUAAGGCCCUAAUGCUAAAAGAAGUAUUGAGAAGAAAACUGUAUUUCCUGGAAAGUGUGUUGAUUCCUUCAAGUGCAUGUCUUUCUUCAAAUGGUAAGACACAUAAUUACAAAAAUGGUCUAAAUUAAUAAUCAGAAAAAUGAAGACUAGCAGAACUGGAUGAACACACAGAGAUGAGCAAAAAAUUGAUCUCUUUGCAAAGGGAUGCAAUUAGCACUUUAUGAGAUUUUGGGAACACAAAUUAAAAUUUAACUGAAAUUGUUCUUUCUGCUUCUGUAUGCUGUUUCAAACCUGCAUUUUACAUAGGAGGAUACAAGGCCUUAUUUUUCCUGCCCAUCCUCUCCACUGUUUCCCCCCCCCUCCCCGAAUCAAAGCUUCUCCUGGCAAUUUGAAACCCCAAGAAGAUGUGGCAUAAGGUAUAGGUGGGAAGAAAUAGGGCAGGAAAACCUUGUUACGUGGGCAGCCUCCUGCUCAUGAAAAUGUGGAUGCAAGCUGUUGUAAAGCAUGAGCUGAUUAAUGCUGAUAAGUAGACAGUCCAUAAAGCUAGACUAUGAGUGUAAUCCAAGGCCAGACAGGCACCGGUGCCUUGUGUGUUUUUCUGUGGAGUCCAUGUACUUAUGAGAAUUUCCUGUUACAUGUGCAGAAUACUCCUGAGCUCAUGGAAGAGUACAUGAAAUCCCUGGUGUGUGUCACAUCUUCUGGCUCACAAGUCGUAAAUCGUUGAGGGUCUAUGGAAUACACCAUGACGUUAUUGUUUUUACAUACACUAAUUCUGAAUAUAUUUUAAUACUGCCACAUCUCUCGCUACAUAAAUGCUACUGUCUUACCUUGCGACUCUUUCAAAACCCAGCUGCUAUUUAGCCACCAUUCAUUUUUCUCAUUACUUGAUUUACGGAAGUACAUGGGAAGGGCUGAAUGAAUAGUGCUCUAAUUGGGUAUCUUUUCCCUUUCAGUAGUUAUAGAGGUCAUCUUAAUUCCCCUUUCUCCUUUGGGCCACUUUCUUUUCUGAGGUUUGUCUGUUCCAGGUAUGAUUUGUGCUGCUAGUCUCACCUUUGUUCUUUUUUUAAUGAUAGAUAAAUAUAUUUGCUGUUUCUUUACACUUUUGUAAAGGUGUUCUUUUCUGUCGAGUAGUAGACGGAGUCUAUAGACUGAGGCGCAAACAACAAAUUCAUUAAACUGGUUGAGAGGGCCUUAAAUUUGAGUUGAGCCUCAACAAUGGCUAAGUGUUACAUCACUACUGGUUAAUGCUAACUACGAUUCACACUUCAUUGGGAUUUUUAAUCAGCUUCUGACUUUUUUUCUGGUUAGUGCUAACCAUGAUUAACAUCUAUGCCAACAUACCCCUCAAUUGGGUUGAAGCUUUUGUGGGAAAUUCAAGCUGGGUGGGUGGGUGGGUGGCAGUGAGCAACCCCAAAUAACAGGCUCCCAAGUUCUUAGCCAUGGCUAGGGGAUCAGAAAGUAUUGCAGCUGCUUAGGCCUAUGGUGCAAUGACCUCUUAUGGCCAUAGCCUCUGAUGGUUUCACAGAGCAGCUUUGUGUACUCCCACCCUCAUACUGGAGUGGGAUCGCAUGUAUUUGAAUGGCACAAAAGGACUCCAGUUGAGAUGGUUUCACUAGAGAAGAUUAGUAACAAGUUUGAGAAAUUGAGGGCCCAGUUAGGCAGAAAGCUGUGGGACACAAGUUGAAGAAUCAUGGUACUUGUUGAGUACAAUCGAAAUAUAAAAAUGAGCAUAGAACAAUGAAGUUCUUAAAAAAACAAAAAACAAAACCUGAUUUUUUUGUGCUUUGUUCUUUUGGUGUUUCCAAAGUUCUGUUUGUAGAAUCUGAGCAAAAGCAAUAAUUCUAUCAUACAGCAGGACCCAUUCGCUUGAAGGAAAUGCUUUAGUUGCCGCUGGUUUCCUUGCGGAGGAGAAAAAAACAUAGUGCUUUACAAAGUAUAUACUCAAAUUAAUGCUCACCAAGCUCAAUUAAAAAUGUCCUAAAAUAAGACAAACCUGUGGAAAUGCUUCAGUUGCCACCAGUUUCCUUGCGGAGAAGCAAAAAAAGUGCUUUACAGUUAAAAUGCCCUGAAAAUCAGACAUACAUGGGGAAGGCUGGAAUUAAUUUUCGUGGUAUUAGAAAUGUGUUCUUGGACUCGCAAAGUGAGUGAGAAGUUAAUGACUAUUGUGGAAGUAUGAAUGUACUGUAUAUGCAUGUGGCUCUGCCGUUUUUUCUUUUAUUUUCAUGUACCCUGAAUUUGGAGUAUAGGAAACACACGAGACGAGUGCACUUUAGUGUGGCACAGUAUAAACUUAACUAUGAGCACAAUAGGUAACAAGCAGCCCCUUUAAGACCUUGUUCACACUACAUACCUGCAUUCUGGCUAGAACAUGGUGCUUGUAACAUCUGGGUUUCCAUGUGAAGAAAAUAUUUUUCAUGGAGGAGCUUUCAACCAUCUGAGUCCCCACAUAGUCUUAAGUGUAUGUUGAUCACCUUGGAGAGAACUCAACCUUGUAUUCAAUACAUUCUAAUUUGAGCAGCUGUUCCCAGACUAAUAGUUUGUUAAAACCACACUUACAUAUUUGGAGCAAUAUAGUCCCUCUAUAAGCAAAUGUGACCACAUUAUUUGCAUUGUGUGCUUUGGAUUAAAAGGUUACCAAUUUGUAUGUGUAAUUGUACAACAAAGUUAACUUUAUUGCUACAACUGCAGUGCUGCUUAAUUUUCUUUAGAUCUAAAUAAGGUUAACAUAGGAUGUAGCGACACUGUUUUAAUAGACUGGUAAAUAGGGUUUUGGUGUUAGCUUUUUCUACAGAAUGAAAAAGAGCCUUAAUUGGGUAAACAGUGGUGUUAUUGUUUAGAAUGCCUUAAGAUAUGUAUCAUAUGAAAUGGGCACUCAUUUGAAUCUGUAGGUAUGCAGCUUUCCCCCUAAAUAAUUGAGUUCUGCCUUAAGCCACGCCACCCUGAGAUCUGAGAGUGUACAAUUGAACAGGCUAGCAUUAAAAUAGGAAAUGGGUGGGGUGGGGUGGGAAUAGGUCUUUGUGGUAAAAGGAUAAAAAGUGUAAAUGUCUUAGAAAAAAUUCCUUUUACAUGUUAAUGUAGCAUUAUAAAGGCAACCUAGACAUACCAGCAUUUUGCAUGUUUUUGUUUUUGCAUUUAUUUGAUGGAGCUAUAUUGUACUGUGGGAAAACCCUAUAUACAAAAAGCUGUUCAAUACAAAUUGGUAAUCCAUAGACCAGAUUAAUUUAUUUUAUUAAUAUUGUGGGAAGAUCAGUUUUCACUUGAGGGUUCAGUUUCAGUUCUUUAAGAAACAUUGAAAUAGAGAUAUUUACCAGCAUCUGUGCAAAAUGUUUUUUUAAUGGUAUGUUUAGUGUGAAAUGUAUGUGUUUGUCUAAUUGGUAGAUAAAUAUUACUUAACAGGGUCAUAAAGAACUUAUCAAAACUUUUAACUCUUGCAACGGCAGGAAAAAUGCUGUUAUUCAGGUCUCUAUGUUGUGAUUUUUGCUUUAUAUAUGUUAAAGGUGCACUAUGUCAUUCAAAACAAGAAGGAAGACUGCCUAUGAAUUACAAAAUUUAUCCAUUUAAACUUUUACAAUUGAAGUUUAUACAUUUUGUUGUUUGCUUGUAUUUUGACUGAAUUUGCUGCUCAGUUUUUUAGAAUUAAAAACUGCCUUCUAUUGGAGCAAAAUACAUUACUUGUGAAUGUGAGUAAUGAAGCCCUGAUAAUCACUACCUAUAUACACAGCUUAUGGAGAGGGCUAUUUUGAAUAGAGGAUCGGGGAUGUGUAAAGUCGAAAUCAAAAUCUCCUCUUGAAGGUUUAAUUUUAAAAUGAAAACAGCUGUCACAGCUUCAUGAAAUAAUUUGAGUAUAACACAAAGGCCUUAAGAGGUUUGUGUUGGUAUCUGACUUCUACUUUAAAACAUGCUGGAAAAUCAGCCUUAAUAUCUCUUUUUUUAAAAAUAAUAAUCAAAAAUCAAAUAGUGCAUCUUUAACUGUGACAUGAUCACUUUCUUAAUAAGAAAGGUGAACAUUGCCAGACAAUGUGGUUUUUGAUCUUACUCAUAACCCUAAUCCUUAAAUAAUUACAUGAACGUUUUUUGACGCUGCAAAUGAAUUGUUCCUAAUCUACAUUAUGAUUUGUAGAACACGACAAGUACAAAAUAAAUUCUAUGCAUAUCAUUCUCUUCAGUGACUUCACAAUCAAUAUGCAUGUAGUAAGGCUCACUAAAUGGUAGGCAUAUGUAUGGAAAAUGAGGCCAUAAAGAUCAGCUGGAACAGAUGUUGGGCAGGUGCUGAAUGCUGUUUACCUCUGCAUGCCUACAUUCUGCCUCUUUGGGUGAGGUCCAGUGUAGCACAAAUUGGCAUUCCCUCAUGCAAUGGGACUUCUCCCUGCCACCCCCUUUCAGCCUCCCAUGCACGCUCAAAGCCUGUUCUUGAGGGUUGGGGGAUAUUCCAUGGCAGAAGAGAAUUUUUAUUGCCCAGGUGGGUGGGCUUCAUUAGAUGUGACCCUUUGUUUCCAGGCCUCUGAUGUAAGUUGGCCUUUGUGGUGAGAGCCAGUGUGGUGUAGUGGUUAAGAGCAGUGGACUCGUAAUCUGGG